GACCUACCUACCAUCUUUCCAGUCGGUGAGAUGGAUGCCCGAAGCCCUACCCAGUCAGUGUAUCAUAGCCAAGGGCUACCCAGCGUCCGAAGCCCUGGUCCUGCACCUGCAAGUGCCAGCGGAGAGUGCAGCUGCAGCAUGCGUGUUGUUUUGUCGGAUGGCUAAGUUUAGGAUGUCAAGAUUGACGUGUCUGUCCGACAAGUCAUAAUCAUUUCGGGCAAGAUGGUAUAUAAGACUUUGUCUGGCCAGGGUUCGGGGAAAGAAAUUCUCUUCCCAAUUUCCCUUCUCCCCAAUAAGGAUCUGACCUCGAUCGCGAUGGAGCUCGGAUACUCCCAGCGUACCUUCAGCCCGUAUGCAAGCCAAGCGGUGACGCUGCUUCUAGGCCCAUCAUCUGAAACACAAACGCGCUAUAUAGUCCCCAAGUCUCUCCUGAAGACAUUUCCAACCUCCCAAAUCAUCGACUCCCACCUCCCCUGCGAAUCCACCCUGCAUCUUCCCGAUAUCUCCCCGGAUAUUGGCCACACACUAGUCCACUACCUCCACACAGGCCAAUAUGAAACCCUGUCCCUAUGCCCCUCCACCGCCCAAAACUACCUCGUUGAAUACGAACGCAGCCUCGAAAGCUUCGCCACAGCCCGCGCCUACAGCCUGCACGGUCUAGCCUCCCUAGCCCAGAAGCACAUUCUCCGCCUCGGCUCCGCCCUCUCCCCGGCCGAAAUCCUCUCCGCCGUCCGCGCCAUCCACCCGAAACUCUUCAAUCCCGACACUGGCUCCGAGGACCCUUGGUUCCACAUCUACGUCGAGAGCAUCGUCCUCGCCGCCUGCCGCGAUGACGAAACCUUCCUGGUCUCGGAUGUCUUCCUCACCUCGUUCGGGAAAAAGUGCGCCGACGUGCGGUUUGAUCGCUUUCUUAUGCGGAUCGCCCUGGAUAUCGCUGUGAAGUUGGCCCGCGAGCAAAAGGAUAAGGGUAAGGGGGCUAAUGGGGGGAGUAGUCCCUUUCCCAGGCUUGGUUUGGGGUAUACGAAUGGUUAUGCGAAUGGGGGUGGACAACGCUAUGAUGCUGGCCAUGAGGGGGCUGCGAAUAUACCGGAUGAAGUUUGUUACGAGGGUUUCGGGACGUCAGCACCAUCAACGAGGGGGGGGGGUUCUCAGCGCCAGCAAGAGCACGACAAGAGCACAAGCAAGAGCACGAGCAAGAGCACGAGCAAGAGCACAAGCAAGAGCGCGAGCAAGAGCAAAUUCUCUUGGAAGAACCCCUGGAAGAAGAACAAGAACCAAGAUACGCACCCGUGAGGGAACCCGAAAACGGAGUGAUACCCGAAGACAGACUAGUAGACGACAUGAUGGAUAGACCAUUCCUCGAUGAUGAUCGCGAACCAGUCUCAGCGCCAGGACAUGAACAUGAACAUGAACCUGAACAUGAACAU
Messenger RNA from Aspergillus ochraceoroseus IBT 24754, 1427 nucleotides. RefSeq lists its product as uncharacterized. The transcript has 4 exons. Lineage: Eukaryota; Fungi; Ascomycota; Eurotiomycetes; Eurotiales; Aspergillaceae. The record is from RefSeq and is a predicted model, not a curated record. The coding region runs from base 223 to 1293 and encodes 356 amino acids.